AUGGCCGCCUCCAUGCAUCCACUCUUGAUAAGCCUCUUGCUGGCUGUUCUCUUGGGUUUGACCUCUCUGGGUGGACUGAGCUCUCGGCCCUCGGGUCAGGCUUUGGCCCAGGUCUCCACCAACAACCAGACAACAGAGCCCUCCGUGCUACCAGAGGCUGCCCUGGCUACGCCCACACCAGACGCCGAGGACCAAACAGUUCCAACCAGCGGGAACCGAUGCUGGGGUUACUAUGACGUCAUGGGCCAGUGGGACCCACCCUUCAAUUGUAACGCAGGAAUCUACCUGUUCUGUUGUGGUUCCUGCUUCUACCGCUUCUGCUGCCAGUUCAAGGUUCACAGUUUGGACCAGACUUCCUGUUCCAACUAUGACACACCUGUGUGGGCUAACACCGGGAGACCGGCGGCACCUGUCACAGAGGUCCACGAGGAACCAGACCGGGAUCGGACCCACAUGAUCGUCUAUAUUAUCUGUGGAGUGGUGGCCAUCAUGGUGUUGGUCGGGAUUUUCACCAAGCUUGGGCUGGAGAAAAGUCAGGGAGGACAGACUGACAUGACCAACUCCAGGACUCUGACGGAACUCUUGAAGCAGCCAGGGGAGGCAGGAGCAGUGGAUGGAACCGCGGUUCAUCAUCCUAUAGGGACCAAUGGCAUCUCCGCCAGGUCGCUACGCUCCAACAAUGAUCAUAACCAUUUGAACAACGCAGCCUUGUCUCCCCUGGGUCCAGCCAUGGCCUUGUCUCACCCCCACAACAACCUGGGAAUCGGCUUUAACAAGUACACCUCGCUCAAGGCCGUGGACACGGCUACCAGAGACUACUACAAAAGCUACCCAAUGGUGGAUUACACCCACCGCCAGUCCCCUCCUACUUUCCAGCCUAUCAACUUCCAUCCCAAGGACAAGCCCUUCCUGCCACCGCCUGAUGUCCAUGCGCCACUGGCCAUCACCAUCAACGCCUCCCAAAUCCCCAAGCCUAAGAUAUCCAAGACCAAUACCCACCCUCUCACCUCCAGCUCAGCCUUCAAAGCAUGGGACCCCAGUAAGAGUCAUGCCCCGCACCCGGUGGCCUCCCACAUGACCCUCCAGGGGCAGCAGCAUCACCCCAUCCAGCAGCAGCAGCAUCAGCCGCUGCACCAGCCCAACAGCCGUCGCCAGGCUUACUCCAACAAGAGGCAGUUCAGCAUCGAGACACUGCCCGAGCUCUUCUCACAGCCGCUGGGCUACGGCCAUUCACCACGCAUGCACCCCAAGCACAAGGGACUGCCCACCAACAGCAAGACCGAGGUCACUGUCUGA
Toxotes jaculatrix (banded archerfish) is the source of this 1296-nucleotide messenger RNA. Its product is annotated as protein shisa-8-like. Lineage: Eukaryota; Metazoa; Chordata; Actinopteri; Toxotidae. The record is from RefSeq and is a predicted model, not a curated record. Bases 1 to 1296 code for a protein of 431 amino acids. Gene Ontology annotation, cellular component: postsynaptic membrane; AMPA glutamate receptor complex; dendritic spine membrane. Gene Ontology annotation, biological process: regulation of AMPA receptor activity; regulation of short-term neuronal synaptic plasticity. The transcript is spliced from 4 exons.